Messenger RNA from Acipenser ruthenus (sterlet), 3880 nucleotides. RefSeq names its product homeobox protein Hox-B3a-like. The record is from RefSeq and is a predicted model, not a curated record. NCBI's taxonomy places the organism in Eukaryota, Metazoa, Chordata, Actinopteri, Acipenseriformes, Acipenseridae. Gene Ontology annotation, cellular component: nucleus. Gene Ontology annotation, biological process: regulation of transcription by RNA polymerase II. The coding region runs from base 1229 to 2461 and encodes 410 amino acids. The transcript has 3 exons. Gene Ontology annotation, molecular function: RNA polymerase II cis-regulatory region sequence-specific DNA binding; DNA-binding transcription factor activity, RNA polymerase II-specific.
AUAUAAACACCUUCGUGCUCUCCUUAGCUAUUCCUUUCCUUGCCUCUUUCUUUUCAUCUCUGAUGUGCAAAUGUAUCGUCGUUUACACCUCUGGUGUGAUUGUACGAGAAAGAAAAAAGGCACGCAACACAAGCUUGCUAUCAAAGUUUUUUUCUUUUUUUUAAAGGAGUGUUGCGCCGACUUGUUUGGUCCUGUGAAAUAUAACACGUGUUUUUGUUCUUCACAUCCCGCCUUUAUUUUAAUAAGAAACCCUCCGCUUACUGUCUGUGUUUCCACCCCCCUCUGCUCGUGCAUUAAUUGUUAGUCGCAGAGGGGUUGAGUUUAAACUGCACAGAUAGGGUGUGCUGGGAUUCGAUGCAGUUUUUUUUUUUUUGUAAAGCUGUCUGCUCCGCAUAAGGAUGAGAAGCGGAGGGAAGCUAAGACUUUCCUGCGGUAACACAAUCCUAUCAAAAUAGAUCGACACCUAAUUGUUAAACACGUGCAUUUAAAAAGCGAUCCUUUCUUUCUCUCGUGUAUAGAGGCCCUGUGUCCAACACUUCUGUAAUCAGCAUAAUUUUUCAGCGGUGACGCUGCCUGUGUAUAAAGAGGAUUAUUAACACACGUAGACUUGCCUGCCCGGCUCUAAAGAAGCAGACCUUUAUUUUAAAAGAAACAGCGCAAUGACGUUAAAAGAAAACCGGAAAUGGUGGUCAUAAUAAUAAUAAUAAUAAUAAUAAUAAUAAUAAUAAUAAUAAUAAUAAUAAUAAUAAAGAUGACAAAACGACACAGCGCACGAUAGCAGCGCUGUUAAGGGGGAAUACUGAGGCCAUUGUUAUCAGUGAAUAGGGCGUACCAGUUUACAGGGCAGUCGGUAUACCAGGGUUUGUCCAUUCCAAACCCCGAGCUUUCCACGGAAUCCUACGAGCUACAGCGCCACCGCUUUCCGAACAGAGCGAAUGUAUAAAGAGUUAGCGGCCGGGGGAGUGCUGGCUGUGCCUUUGCAUGCACAUCGGAGAUAUGUUUUUUUUGUAUUCCUUAAAGACGGGAACAAGUCUCGCUUAUUGAUUGUAGCGAAGCUGGAUGUGAACAUAUAUUAUGCCUGCCUGCGCUGCUUUCCUCGUCAGAGGCUAAGAUCCGCUUGCAAGAGGCCGUUGGAAAGAGACUGUCACGUGACCCCCGGUGCCAAUGUUCUUCCAGAAGGUCGUCAGGACCCUGGUAGCCGGUGAAACACAGUCUGGGAAGCACAGAGAUGCAGAAAACUACCUACUACGACAACUCGACGUUAUUCGGGGGCUACUCUUAUCAAGGGGCCAACGGCUUCGGUUAUGAGGCCCCCCAGCCGCAUUAUCAGUCUUCGGCCCACCUCGAGGCGGACUACCAGAGGUCCGCGUGUUCGCUCCAGUCGCUUGGCAACAGCACCCAGCAACACGCUAAGUCUAAAGACCCGAAUGGAAGCUGCAUGCGCCCCAGUUUGCCAUCUGAGCACCACCGCCCCCCUCCUGUGUCACCGCCACAGAACCCUGACAACAGCGCGUCCAACAGCGGCGGCGUGGCUAAGCAGCCCGGCAGCAAAAGCGCUUCAUCAAAGUCAUCCUCCUCCUCCUCCUCCCUCCCACCCAACCCUACUUUAACCAAACAGAUAUUCCCUUGGAUGAAAGAGUCGAGGCAAAACUCAAAACAGAAAAACAGCUCCCCAAGCACAGCGGAAAGCUGCGGCGGCAGCGGCGGCGGAGGGGAUAAAAGCCCCCCAGGUUCUUCUGCCUCCAAGAGAGCGCGCACGGCCUAUACGAGCGCGCAGCUGGUGGAGCUCGAGAAGGAGUUUCAUUUCAACCGGUACCUGUGCCGGCCGCGGCGGGUGGAAAUGGCGAACCUGUUGAACCUCAGCGAACGGCAAAUCAAGAUAUGGUUCCAGAACCGCAGAAUGAAGUACAAAAAAGACCAGAAAUUGAAAGGGCUGGGGUCCUCCUCUGGCGGGCCGUCCCCUACAGGCAGCCCGCCCCUGUCCAUGCAGUCCUCGGCAGGUUUCAUGAACCCCAUGCACCCGAUGAGCAGCAGCUACGACGCUCCUUCCCCGCCGCCUUUCAACAAACCUCACCAGAACGCCUACGCGAUGUCGACGGCCUAUCAAACCCCAAUGAAAAGCUGCUCUGCCCAGCACAAAUAUAGCAACACUGCGCCAGAGUAUGACCCCCACGGUUUACAGGGUAACGGCGGCGGAUACGGGACUCCCAGCAUGCAAGGGAGCCCCGUGUACGUUGGAGGAAACUAUGUGGAUUCUAUGCCGGCCUCUGGCCCAUCUCUGUAUGGUUUGAAUCACCUGUCCCAUCACCAGUCUAACAAUAUGGACUACAACGAUGGCCCGCAGAUGCCAGCUACCCAACACCACGGACUAUGUGAUCCUCACCCUACGUACACAGAACUUCCGGCGCAUCAUUCUUCUCAGGGUAGAAUCCAGGAAGCGCCCAAGUUAACGCAUCUGUAGCAGGUUUGACAUCUAAACACGACAAACAGGGACGCUGCAACGGGACAGCACGUUACCCAGUGGGUUUUGUCAUUGUUGUCCAAACACACACACACACAAACACACUCAGAGACAACACAGUGUUUAGCAUUGUGUAUAAUAUCCGACUGGUUAAGCUUCAGCACAUGUGUUUUGGAAAGGGGUUCUGCAAAUCCAGGAUUUACAUUAUUUUGCUAGAAAUUGAGUCGUCUUACGAGCACUUUGUGUUUUAACGUGAUUUUGGACACGCUUUACAUAACGCAUUCAAAUACAAUCCAUACAUUCUGUGAAAAACAGGUUUGCAGGUAAAACUGGCCUCACGAACAAAACUACAAGAAAAAAAAAUCAAAGAACAAAAACCACUGGGUACUUGUUUUGCUUUCCUUUUCACAUUACCUCUUUUAUUACGCCAUCCUCUCCACUAAUCAAUUGCCACGAUACUUUUAUUUCAUUUUUAUUUAUUUAUUUUUUUUUUUUUUACUAAUUACGUACCUGACAAAAGUUGCUUGUCGUUACGGAAUCGUCGCCCCGUUUCUCCAAUAGGUUUAAUAUCCAAGUUUAGCAACUUAACUCCCUUUUUUGUUGUUUUCUUUUUUUAAAAAGGGGACUUAUUAUUUAUAAGUUUACAUUCAAAGUCUUCAGCUCCGUGUGUUAGACUUGUGGGCAAAGAACACGGUCUCCUGCAUUGCCUCUUUCUAUAUAGUGUGGAGUUUGUUCUUUCUCAAACAAUUUUUAGGGUUCACUUGCAUUAGGCAACGCUAAUGCUAACAGCCCACAUUUUUUAUGUUCUCUUGACUUGACGUGAAAACAGGGUAUAUUUGAACAAAUUCUAUGUCCUGGAAAUUAAGCAGAAGCGAAGACAUUUUGGUAUUUGCUAAUGCGUUCUGGUCUGGGGCAUAUUUUGUUGCACUUAGAGUUUACAUUUUAAAUGGGUGAAACAAGUAAUCUUUCAUACGAAAGACGUCCAAUCAGCACCAAUCGUGGGCGUCUUUCAGUACGUGUGUUCUAGUGAGCAUCCAUAAAUAUAUAUUUAUUCGUUAUAGCCAGUUUUAAAAUAUUUUCUUUUUUUUUGUAUUAUUUAUCCCACACAUUAUGUAUUUAUAUCGAUAAAAAAUGUAUUUUUUUUUUUAGUAUUUACCUGUUAUUAAAAAAAGACGUUGUGUUCAUGUUAUUGUAAUCUAGGCAGAACAGUAAUUUUAUGUUAUCCUUGUACAUAUUAACAAUGUAAUGAUUUAUACUGAAGGCAUGAGGACGGAAUCAGACUGUUACUGCAUAGUCAUAAAUUAGUAUAGCUAAAAAAAAUCAUUUUGAGAACCUUCCUUGUUAUUUGUAGUUUUUUUCCAUUGCUAAAGAGUUGUCUGUUGAACAAUUCUUGAAAUAAAUCUAUGUUAUUGAGUUCUA